Molecule: messenger RNA, 700 nt
Organism: Racocetra persica
Lineage: Eukaryota; Fungi; Glomeromycota; Glomeromycetes; Diversisporales; Gigasporaceae
Source: the annotation of a GenBank genome assembly
AAUGGGCGAGAAGUUUUGGCGAUAUUUAUGGUGUAAACAUGGGCCAACAAUAUUGGAUUAUAUUAACAGGCGAUAAGGCUGUUGGUGACCUUUUACAAAAGCGUGGUGGAAAAUAUUCAACCCGUAUAACAAGUUAUUAUCUUUAUGAUUUAUUGACUAGGAGGAAAAGUUAUUUUGGUUGCCCAUAUAAUGAAAGGUAUAGGAUGCUUACACCUAUUAUGCAUGGAGCUGUGGGUCAGCGCAGUGUAAAAGAAAAUUCUGAUUUACUCGCUAGUGAAUUUCGUAUACUUAUGCAAAACAUUUGUAAAACUUCAACCGAUGCGAAGGAUGGUUUUUAUCCUAAACAAUGUUUUCAACUCGCAAGUUUAAACAUUAUAACCCGUUUAUGUUUAAGCAAGCGCACAGAAACUGUUAAUGAUCCAUUUUAUACUGAAUUUGAAACUGUGAUGGAAGAACAUAUGGCUCUUGUUAAAGUGACAAAUAGAUUAUCGGAAUUUUUUCCUAUAUUGAAAUUAAUUCCAAACACUAGUUUACGUAAUAAAAUAAUAGCAAAUAGAACAAAAAUUGAAGCUUUUCUUGGAGGAUUGAUCAAAGAAGUUGAGAAUGAUAAAGAGAAGAAGCCUUGUAUUAUUAGAAAUUUUCUUCGCAAAAAGGAAGAAGGAAUCCUUGAUGAGUUAGACAUUCUUUAUCUAUUAGAUGC